GCAGCGCGGAGCGUAGAAGAAGAGACGAGGAGGCGGAGAACCACGUUUGUCGGUGGGUGUUAGUAGCAGCAGCAGUAGAAGUAGCAGCUGGUUAUACUUCCCAUCGCAGUUUGUUAGCAUUUUAGUUACAGAACAAUGAACGGCCUUGACGAAGAAUCCAUGGGCCCGCAGACCUUUCUCUACGGUUGUGUGCUGGAAGCUGGGAAGGAGGUGGUUUUCAACCCUGAGGAUGACGACUUUGAGCAUCAGCUAGAUCUCAGGAUGGCCUGUGUGGACCCCAGCACAAAGGAUCAACUUCACAUGGUAGAGGUGGAGGGACAGGACACCGAGGGCCAGAAAAUCAAGGCAGUCCUGGUUUCACUCAAGCCUUCUUCCCUUCCUAGUGUUUGUCUUGGUGGUUUUACAAUCACACCCCCAGCGGUUUUCCGCCUGAAGUCAGGUUCUGGUCCCAUCCACAUUAGUGGACAACAUCUUGUUAUGAUGGAUGCAGAUCAGUCUUUUGAUGAAGAUGAUGACGAAGAUGAAGAGGAGGAGGAAAAUGUUAAAACCUCAAAGAAGAGACCUGCUUCUUCACCUGCCCUUAAGUCUCAGAAAAAAAUGAAAAUGGACGAUGAUGAUGAUGACGACGACGAUGAUGAUGAAGAGGAGGAUGAUGAGGAUGAUGAUGAUGACGAAGAGGAGGAGAGCGAGGAGGACGAAACACCUGUUAAGGCAAAGCCAACACCCUCCAAGAAACAAGGCCAGCAAACACCCUCAAAGCAGCAAGGCCAGCAAACGCCAUCCAAGAAACAGGCCCAGCAAACGCCCUCCAAACAGACUCCAGCACAGAAUGGGAAGAGCUCUAAGCCUGGUACUCCAGCUGCAAAUCAGGAUAAGUCCCCAAAGGCGAAGGGUAACAAGGCAACUAAAACCCCACCCACUCCCAAGGGAAACCUAACAAUUCCUGAGAUUAAAGAAAAGAUGAUGGAAGCCGUGAAGAAGGGAGUGUCGUUACCUAAAGUCCAGCCCAAGUUUGAGAACUUUGUGAAACACGGCUACCGUGUGUCAGACGCUAAGGUUGUUGAAGAGCUGUGGAAGUGGAGACUGAGCGUGAAGGAUGCUAAAUAAAUCUGUUAAUGUUAGUUUUAUUCUUUUUAUGACUCAUUUAUGUCCAUAGCGCCUCUCAGCAGAACUCAGUGCCUCACGGUUUAUUCAAUUAAUAGCAAUCUAACUUCUGCCCUCCUGUAUACAGAGAUUGAAAAGUCAGUGAUGUUGGUGGUGAACUGUAUUGUAGCAAUUCUUCCUCCCCUGUCGCUCCUCAUUGCUGCAGAGUAUUUUCAUCAAUCAAUCCAAACUUACCGCUUUGUAUCUUUUUAUAGGCCACUAAAUCCCUGGUAGUUGGCAUCAUAGUGUGGAAAAUGUAUAUAUUUUUGAAAUAUAUAUUCAACAGUAAAAUCAGUGAAUUCAAAAUAUUUUAACAUUUUACCGUCCAGAAAAGAACAUUAGUAUUAAGCCAUAACAUCCAUUAGCCUUUUGAAAUAAACCACUACAGUCAUUUUAUCAUCACUGCCUUCAAUUUAGAAAAAGGCCCGAUGUUCACCAGUAUCACUGACUUAAGGUAUCGUAAUAACUGACUGAAUAAUUGAACAAAUUAGCAAAUUUUUUUUUUGAUUUCCGAAAACUUUCCAGGUUUUGCAGAUGUGGACAGAUAUUAAGUGUUCUAUCCAGAGAAGCUACAGGUUGUGCUCAUUUGACCGCCUAUAAUAAUGUCUGUGUGGGUGCAUGAGGCCAGUAAAGCAGAUCAUUCCAUGUUACUGGUAAUAUGCCUAAAAGUGUACAUUAGUGAGUUUAAAUCUGUUGUGGAUGGACUGUCUGACGAUUGAUUAAAUAAACAACCUUGCUGUCCUAUUUCUUUUGUCUUAACUGACAAUUUUACCCAUUCAAAGUAUGCAUUGUAUAAUUUCUUUCUUUUUUUUUUCUGGUGCAGCAACUGACCUAUUAAAGGUUUCAAGUCUAUUUCAUUA
Betta splendens (Siamese fighting fish) is the source of this 2003-nucleotide messenger RNA. It is a transcript of the gene npm1a, whose product is annotated as nucleophosmin 1a. The record is from RefSeq and is a predicted model, not a curated record. Gene Ontology annotation, cellular component: centrosome; ribonucleoprotein complex; nucleoplasm. Gene Ontology annotation, biological process: ribosomal large subunit export from nucleus; ribosomal large subunit biogenesis; regulation of centrosome duplication. Gene Ontology annotation, molecular function: chromatin binding; histone binding; RNA binding. Lineage: Eukaryota; Metazoa; Chordata; Actinopteri; Anabantiformes; Osphronemidae. The transcript is spliced from 11 exons. Bases 136 to 1107 code for a protein of 323 amino acids.